Trichosurus vulpecula (common brushtail) is the source of this 6220-nucleotide messenger RNA. RefSeq names its product ER degradation enhancing alpha-mannosidase like protein 1 (gene EDEM1). The record is from RefSeq and is a predicted model, not a curated record. NCBI's taxonomy places the organism in Eukaryota, Metazoa, Chordata, Mammalia, Diprotodontia, Phalangeridae. Gene Ontology annotation, cellular component: membrane; endoplasmic reticulum. The transcript has 12 exons. Gene Ontology annotation, molecular function: mannosyl-oligosaccharide 1,2-alpha-mannosidase activity; calcium ion binding. Gene Ontology annotation, biological process: mannose trimming involved in glycoprotein ERAD pathway; endoplasmic reticulum mannose trimming; carbohydrate metabolic process. Bases 187 to 2190 code for a protein of 667 amino acids.
GGGGAAGUGGCUGCGGCGCCGUCGGGCGGGCAGGCGGCUCAGCUCGAGGCUCGGUGGGUCGGUGGCCGGCUGCGUCCGUCGCUCGCUCGCUCUCUCGGUCCGCCCGUCUGUCCGCCGCUCGCUCGCUCGCUGGGCCGGCGGGGAGGCCCCGCGUUCGGGGAGAAUGCCCGCGGAGCCCGGGCCACCAUGCAAUGGAAGUCGCUGGUCCUGGGGCUGCUGCUGCUGCGGCUCGGCCUCCACGGCGCCCUCUGGCUUGUCUUCGGCCUGGGCCCCAGCUUGGGCUUCUAUCAGCGCUUCCCCAUCAGCUUCGGCUUCCAGUACCUGAGGGGCCCCGAGGGCCGCGCCGAGGCCGCCUCCUCCGCGCAGCCCUCCUGGCUGGAGGCGCCGGGGUUCCGGGGUCCGCGCCCGCUGCCGCUGGCUCCUCCGCGGCGGGCGCAGGCGGGGCGGCGGCUUCGGCCCGAGCGGAGCCCGGGGCCGCCGGCUCCGGGCGUGUGCCCUAAGUCAUACUGGGCGUCGCUGCUGGGCGGCCGGGCCCGGGGCGCGGGGGGCGAUGAGUACGAGCGGCGCUACAGCGGCGCCUUCCCCCCGCAGCUGCGGGCGCAGAUGCGCGACCUGGCCCGGGGCAUGUUCGCCUUCGGCUACGACAACUACAUGGCGCACGCCUUCCCCGAGGACGAGCUUAACCCCAUCCACUGCCGGGGCCGGGGGCCGGACCGCGGGGACCCUUCGAAUCUGAACAUCAACGAUGUUCUAGGAAACUAUUCAUUAACCCUGGUCGAUGCCUUGGACACACUUGCAAUAAUGGGAAAUUCAUCAGAGUUCCAGAAGGCAGUGAAAUUAGUGAUCAACACAGUUUCAUUUGACAAAGACUCCACAGUCCAAGUCUUUGAGGCUACAAUCAGGGUCCUUGGAAGUCUCCUUUCUGCCCAUAGAAUAAUAACUGACUCCAAACAGCCCUUUGGUGACAUGACAAUUAAAGAUUAUGAUAAUGAAUUGUUGCAUAUGGCUCGGGAUCUGGCAUUGAGAUUGCUCCCUGCCUUUGAAAAUACAAAAACUGGAAUUCCCUAUCCUCGGGUGAAUCUCAAGAGCGGCGUCCCUCCUGACAGCAAUAAUGAGACAUGUACAGCAGGUGCUGGCUCCUUGCUGGUGGAGUUUGGGAUUCUUAGCCGGCUGCUGGGGGACUCAACGUUUGAGUGGGUGGCCAGACGGGCAGUGAAGGCCCUUUGGAAUCUGCGCAGCAAUGACACUGGGCUCCUAGGGAAUGUUGUGAAUAUCCAAACAGGCCACUGGGUUGGAAAGCAGAGUGGCCUUGGUGCUGGAUUGGAUUCCUUCUAUGAAUACCUCUUGAAAUCUUACAUUCUCUUUGGAGAAGAUGAUGACCUAGAGAUGUUUAAUGCUGCCUAUCGGAGUAUUCAGAACUAUUUAAGAAGAGGCCGGGAAGCUUGUAAUGAAGGUGAAGGAGACCCUCCACUAUAUGUGAAUGUGAACAUGUUCAGUGGCCAGUUGAUGAAUACCUGGAUUGAUUCUCUGCAAGCUUUUUUUCCUGGAUUGCAGGUAUUAAUAGGGGAUGUGGAAGAUGCCAUCUGCCUUCAUGCCUUUUAUUAUGCCAUCUGGAAGCGAUAUGGUGCCCUCCCAGAGCGAUACAACUGGCAACUACAGGCCCCUGACGUUCUCUUUUACCCUCUGAGGCCAGAGCUGGUGGAAUCAACCUAUCUCCUUUACCAGGCAACCAAGAAUCCCUUUUAUCUCCAUGUAGGAAUGGAUAUUCUUCAGAGCCUGGAAAAGUAUACAAAAGUCAAAUGUGGUUAUGCUACAUUACAUCAUGUCAUAGACAAAUCAAAAGAGGACCGGAUGGAAAGUUUCUUCCUGAGUGAGACCUGUAAAUACUUGUAUCUGUUGUUUGAUGAAGAGAAUCCAGUGCACCAGUCUGGAAACAGAUACAUGUUUACUACUGAAGGACAUAUCGUGUCUGUGGACAAACAUCUUCGGAACUCUCCUUGGAAAAAAUCCCUUUCAGAAGAGGGAGGGGAGCACCAGGAAGAAAAACAUGUGCCUAGACCCAAACCUUUGGAGUUAAAAGUUAUCAAUUCAAGCCUAAAUUGCAAUCGUAUUCCCGACGAGAGAAGGUAUUCUCUGCCCCUCAAGAGUGUCUACAUGAGACAGAUUGAUCAGAUGGUCGGCCUGAUUUGAGCUAUCACCUUGUAUGGUGACUUUUAAACAAACAAAUACAAAGUUCUAACUGAAGUGGAAGAAGGACUAUAAGUCUGGCCAUGAAUAAUGAUGAUGAUGGCAGGUCUGGCCAGCAACGUACUUGCUUUCUGUUCUUGCAUAUUUUAAUUAUUCUCUCCAGUUCAAAACACAACCAAAAUUGGUCCCCUGUAUUUCUUUAUUAAGAUUUGAAAUCAAGAGUAGCUGAUAGAUUGUCCCUUUAUUGAACACAGUCAUCACUGAGCAAAGCUGAAGUGAUGACUCUGAUUUUACAGUAGACUGCUCGUGAAGGCCAGUAUUGAGGAGUGGCUGCCUGUUGUUAUAGAGGCUGGCGCUACCUCUUUGAAGUGGGGUUAUGGUUAAGAUCCCGCUGCAGAAGGGUUUACUGGGUUCACUUCUUUUCUUGAAACAGCAGUAUUUUCUCUUGUGGAAUGGUUAGGUUGUCUCCUAGCUCAUCAGUAAGCCAUUGUGUGGUCCUGCUUUUGGAUUACGUUUAUUUUUAAAGAAAAGAAAAUCCAUCUUUUGCCACCAGUGUACCGAGUAACCCUCACUGAUCAUUACUGCCAUGUCUGAAUUCAGCCAAUAGCUUCUGAAGGAUCAUAUCAUGGAACUAAGAAAUUACCUUGUUUUAAAAUCUAAUGUAACAUGGACUCUCCAGAAGAACUCCGGUAGUCUCAGAACUUUUGGGUAGAGCAGAACUGCUUAGUGCUCCUCCCGGGCUUUUCAUGAUUUCAAGUGCUUCAAUUGUUGUCAUGCUUGCUGGCCAUGCUUCUUGAUCCUGACCAUGUUUGGGUUAAAAAAUCUCCCCCCGCCCCUUUUUUUGGUUGUUCGAUUUCAUCUCUAGUGCUCAUUGAAUGGAGAUGAGGAGAGAAAAUGACCAGGAUGAUACUCUUACAUGGUUUGGGCAUUUUUCCUGCCCAAGUUUUUAGUCAGUGCCUUAUGAUGACUCAAUUCUGGGUCACUGAAAAUCUAAGCUGCUUCUACUUUUUAGCAGGCUCAGUUUGUGUUAGGAUCUCAUGGUGUUAGCAUAGAACUAGGUAGGGCUGGAAUAAAACAGUGAAAAAAUGGAUAGAUUGUUAUUCCUUAGGAAUGACUUUUGGUAGUGGUGGUGGGAAAAAGGACAGCAUGGACCUUUCAAUAUUUCAUUUCAGCGAAGUAAGUGAAAACCUCCUCUUGUUAGGAAAAAACAAAAAACUCUGGUGGUAGUGUUUUUCCUUCAUGGAUUGAUUCACACUUGUUAUUAGCGAACUCAAACUAGAAAUGAACUCUAAUAGCUGAUCUGAAAACUGUAUUACCAUCAGAGGUUGUGAUCUGGGCCCAUCAGACACAGUGAACUUCAACCUUGCUUGGUAUUUCCUGCCUAGUCACUGCUGCCACUUCAGAUUUUUGUUACCCUUUUCCCAAAGGGUAUCCCAAUCCUGACAUUUAUCAACCAACUGGGGUAUUUUUCAUUCCUUUUUUGGGGGGAAUAAGUUUUAUAAGUUUUAGGGGUUUAAAUUUUCUUAAAUUAGAUGUAAGGUUCAGCUCUUGGAUAUUUUUAAUAAUGUGGUUCAGAAACCUGUCAGCUUAUUUUAAAACUCUUUGCUACUAUGUAGGAUACACUUUUUUUUAAAAGCAGGAACAUAAAAUGUUUUGCUCUUUUCACUGUUUAAUUUUCAAAAACCUUAUUCUGUUCUGAAUCGCUAUCUACAGUUAUUUGCUGUGUAGAUAGAGCAUUCAUUCAUUAUACUGUGCUUUAAAAAAAAGUCUUCCUUGACUUUCUAUAAUUAACUCCUCCUUCCUUUUCCACGUUUACUCCCACACAUUGCCUUCUCCAGCCAACUUUAAGAUAAAACCUUUAUGGCAUUGAGGAGGAGCAGAUAGUGUGUAUUAUCUGGGUAGGAACCAGAGUAGACAACUUUCUCUUCCUCUGGGUUUGUCCCUUCUGCAUCCCAGGUUUCCAUGGCAAAGUGGGGAGACAGUCAUGUAACAUCCUCUUCCAGUCCUCUGUUCUGCAUGUCUUCCUUUCCCCUAGCAUGUCUAUCACCUCUUUUCUUCUCCUGGUGUUGGAAUCUGUGCCUGGCAUCAUGAUCCACUCCUCUGUUGAGCUAUUUAUGCAACUCAGGGACAUACUGCUCCAAUCCUGAAACAGCUCCCAGGACUGCACCUUUGUACAUAAGUGUUAUUGAGGAUUGGUGAGUGGCUUCAUGAAAACCCCAAUUGUUUUAGCUCUACCCAAGCCCAAAUGUCCUACCUAACUAGGUGUUUAGGCCCAAAUAUUAAUCUGGGAAGGCAUCAGUUGUGGUGCAUAGGGUCACUGGUUUGUUAUUAGAAUUUAGAUUUUUUUUUUUAAAAGAGGCAAUAUUAAUGAGGUGUGAGUGUGGGUAAACUUUUCAUUUUCCACUUUCAUCAGUGCCAGUACAAGCCAAUAAAAACAAUGCUGCCCCCAGCUUUGCGAUGGUCACUAACCUUGCUACUUCACUGUAUCAUCAGUGAAAGGUAGCUCUCAGAAGGCAGAAGAAAGGUAAGAGAGAGGACAUUUUCUUGCUUAUUUGGCCACAGAGAGGAUUGAUAUCAUUGUGUGUCAUCUGCAUAUGGUGAUGCUGAUUGUGUGGCAUACAAUGUUUCUGAAGCAGGGGGCAGUCAAUUGGUCAUCCGUAAGUGUUUUGUAAAUGUCUCUGUCCAAAGUCCGAAAGCAUUAUAGUGUACAGUUAUUGUACAUCAAAAACAUGACCAAAGUCAGACCUCCCCAAAUUUUUGGGGAAAAAAAAUUUCUUUAUAGUUUUUAAAGGUGUCUUCCAGCAUUGACCUUAAGUUAGGGUUCACUGCACUUUCAGACUUUCCCUUAGUGCCAUCAACUUUCCUAAUAUCAAAUAUUGCCAGGGGGCCUCAUGCUGCCAUCUGCCUCCAAAUUGCUUAAAGUAGUGGCCUCCCUUAAUCUCUUGGUUUUCACAGUGCACUAGGAUGUAGGUGUUUUGAAACCUUUAGCUAAUUUCUCUAAAAAAAAAACAAAGCCACACACACACAAAACAACUAAUGAUUAAAGAAAUAUAUAUGCAGUUCCAUUUGAAGGAAAGCUUUAGUAGUUAUUUAAUUUGGAUGUUUUAAUACAAAUAGUUUAACAGUACCAAUAAGUGAUUUUUUUCUCCCCUAUCAGGAGUGGGUGUGGGAGGGGUAUAAGGUAGCCUUGCCUAUCAUCCCAGCUGCAGUUACUGGUGAAUUUUAAAGUCUUCCUUCGUGUUGUGCUGUGAGUGCAAUGUCUUGCAUCUUUUCUACUUAAGCAUUCCAGGGUGUAUUUUUUUUUUAAUCGAAGGUUUGAAAGUCUGUUGCUAGGUCCAAGGAGCUGUCCCAUCAUGGUUGCAAUAACCAUCUCUCCUCUGUCUCCAGUCUUCUGACUCCCACCAUUGUGCCUCUGAUUUGCAGUUGAGGGGCCCUCCUAGAAGUAAGAGGCUCGGUCAGUCCUGUGAUCCCUACCAUAAGUGACAAGCAAGCCAACUAAGAUGAGAUCAAAUUGGGUAUAAACUGGUCACCAGUCAGGCCAUGGAGCAGGCCUUGAAGAGUGACCACACUUGAAAUGAAUGUGAAUUUGGUCAAAUGUCAGGUAGCCAUGGCACUUCCCAAGUCAGCCCCAUUCCUCAACUCUUGAUCCUUAGAGGUGAGAGAGGUAGGGUGGAAGGAUUUUGGAAGGUGUGUUUUUGUUUUUAAAUAGCAAAACAUAGGGCACAUUUUUAUUUAUUAUGCACUAGAAAAGCAAGUUUGUUUUUGCAAAACUGAGAAUUGAAAACGGCUGGGGCGACUUGUUGGAAUAUACAGGUCUGUUGUGCUUCUCACUCUGUAAUGUGCAAUAUAAUUUGCAACUAUAAAUGAUAUGUUUAAUCUAUGUAAAUAAGAAAUAGAUUUAAAUUAAAGGGGAGCUUUUUUGUUUUGUAAGAGGACCAAAUGUUCUUUUAUAAAUAUCCUAAUGAAUAUCUUGCUCUUUGAAAUUUAUUAGAAUUUUUACAAUUUUCAUUAAAAGAUUGUUUUUUAGUUGUCA